Messenger RNA from Mytilinidion resinicola, 1326 nucleotides. RefSeq names its product 4-carboxymuconolactone decarboxylase-like protein. The transcript is spliced from 2 exons. The record is from RefSeq and is a predicted model, not a curated record. Bases 253 to 831 code for a protein of 192 amino acids. Lineage: Eukaryota; Fungi; Ascomycota; Dothideomycetes; Mytilinidiales; Mytilinidiaceae.
CAUCACUCUUCCAAUCCGCGCUAACCACUAUAACUCUCGAAGUUACUCGCCCAAUCAUAGCUGUCUUCCAGGACCCCAUCGGGCCUAUCUUAAAACCUCAUCGAUGGCCCCAAACUCGUAGAUUUUCUAGUUUCCUCGUAGACCACUGCAUAUUCCUACUCUCAUCUCUCCUCUUUCUCGAGAAGCUUAUACUACUCUUGGAUUCUAAUUUAAACAAUUAUAUAUUACUCAAUACAUAGCUAAACCCUCACCAUGCGUCUGCCCUACGUUCCCAACCCUCCCCACUUCACCGAUCCCACCGACCAAGCAAUCCUCGAACGCGUCCAGAAACGUCGGGGCGAGAGGGGCCUGCUAGAGCUAGAUCGUGCCCUGCUACACUCGCCGCCUGUGGCAGAUGGCUGGAACUCCUUCCUCGGCGCCAUUCGUACCCGCACCACAAUCCCCGCCUCCAUCCGCGAAACCGCCAUCUGCCGCGUUGCUGUGCUGAAUAAAGCGUGGUACGAAUGGGAGCAUCACGCACCAUUACUUCGAGAAUGUCCGGGGAUCACAGAGGAAAUCAUGCAAUACAUCAAAAAUGCGCCUCCUGCCCCAAGAGGAGGGGGUGGGGAAGCAGGCGUGGGAUACGCUGGGCCAUUAGAUGAGAAGCAUGCUACUGUGCUGGCGUAUACGGAUCAGAUGACGAUAGGGGUGGCGGUGGAGGAUGGGGUGUUUGGGGAAUUGAAGAGGCUGUUUGAGGAGAGGGAGGUUGUGGAGAUUACGGCGACGGUGGCGGCAUAUAACUGUGUGAGUCGGUUUUUGGUGGCGUUGGAUGUUGGGGAGAAGAAUGCAUGAGUGAGGGAAGUGACUGUGAGACUUUAGCCUCUAGGGUGCCUUUUUGGGCCUUUCAAAUACAAGAUAGAGUGGAAAGGAGCCUGGCUCUGAAUGUUUCCUGAUGAGACUACGAGAGAGCUAGUCUAGGAUGCCGGUGCCGCACAAGGGUCAGAGAAAUAAGAGUUGUUCCAGGUUACUUAAAAACGCGAUACUAGUACGUAGACGGCGUAGAUUUGUCAGUUCGGGUGGUUGGAACGCGAAGCCGAGGAGCGAGACGGAGCGAGGGUUAUCUCAGCUGGUUCGGACUUCCUUUUUCCUCUUCUUUUCCGGACAUUUACAAAACCCGGCGUCGAGUCGUUUGAGAGCACACUGAAGUGAAGCAGAAUAUGGGUGCUUCAGUUCGUUGUGACACACAGUUAUUCGGUGGGUCUCUCUUUAGAGCCAAUUAUGGACACAGUAGAACUAGGCUUACAUGUAACAAAAUCAUAGAGUGACGAGGCCUGAAGCUGAUGCAUG